AUGCUCUCAAUCCUCGCACAGGGUCUCCUAGCGGCUUCAGUGGUCGCAGUAAAUAAUGGCCUCGCACGAACACCUCAGAUGGGCUGGAACAAUUGGAAUUCUUUAGGCUGUGACGUGUCGGAAGCAUUGCUUCUAGAUACGUCGAGAAAACUGGUUGACUUUGGGCUCCGAGACGUUGGGUACAACUAUGUCCUCCUUGAUGAUUGCUGGCAGGACGGCCGAGGAGAUGAUGGAUAUAUACGCGUGGACGAGCAGAAGUUCCCACACGGAUUGAAGUGGGUUGCUGGGCAACUUCAUGACCAGGGCUUAUUGUAUGGGAUGUAUUCGAGUUCCGGCGAAUUUACCUGCGCUCGGUACGAGGGAUCUUUGGACCACGAGGAGGAGGACGCGAAAAGCUUCGCUUCUUGGGAUGUGGACUAUUUGAAGUACGACAACUGUUAUCACCGGGGUCGUUUUGGCUAUCCGGAGGUCUCGUUCAAUCGGUACAAUGUCAUGGCCAAGGCGCUCAAGGCGACAAAACGGGACAUACUAUUCAGCUUGUGCACCUGGGGUGAAGAUUAUGUGCAUACCUGGGGAAUGAGCAUUGCCAAUUCUUGGCGGGUAUCUGGCGACAUCUACGACCACUUCAACCGCCCCGAUGCUCUUUGCAGCUGCACCGACGCGAAGGAUCCCUUCUGUGUGGCUCCCGGAACCCACUGCUCUGUCAUGAAUAUUAUCAACCGGGUUGCACCAUAUGUCGACAAGGGUGCACCGGGAGGUUGGAAUGAUCUGGAUAUGCUGGAAGUUGGCAUUGGCGGUAUGUCGGAUGCUGAGUACGUCGCCCAUUUCUCGAUGUGGGCUGCGAUUAAAUCACCGCUUUUGAUCGGGGCAGACUUGCGCACCCUGUCCCCAGAGGCUCUCAGUAUUCUGAACAAUCCUGCUGUCAUAGCUGUCAGCCAAGAUCCCCUGGGUAAAUCAGCUGCUCUUGUCAGUCGCAAUCUUACCGUACCGAAAGAUCAAUACGGUGAGGGCGAGACUCAGAUCUGGAGUGGGCCACUUUAUCCCAACGACCAGCUUGUCAUCUUUCUGAACGCCGCAAAUGAAGAUCUCGAGAUAAUUACAUCGCUGGAUGAGAUUUUUGUUCGCCAUGGACCUGGUGGAUCUGCACCCCACACGAAAGAGAAAUGGGACCUAUAUGAUCUAUGGGCCAAGCGCAUGGAUACGUCAGUUGCUAAGAAGGUCAUAAACUCCCCCCCUGGAACAUUGAAUGGUGUCAAAGGGUGGUACAACUCCACGGAAACGCCUUACAAAGCUGGCCUGGAGGCUGGAGAUGAGAGACUCUUGGGGACGAAGGUCGGUGUUGCUGCACCAGGAGAGAUCAAGGUCAAGGUACCUAGGCAUUCUCUCAAAAUGUAUCGGAUGCGGUCGCAGAAAGGACCUAUCAAGGGUUAUACCAUCACUCGGGACGAGCUGUAG
This is a messenger RNA of Venustampulla echinocandica, 1455 nucleotides long. Its product is annotated as Alpha-galactosidase. The transcript has a single exon. Gene Ontology annotation, molecular function: alpha-galactosidase activity. NCBI's taxonomy places the organism in Eukaryota, Fungi, Ascomycota, Leotiomycetes, Helotiales, Pleuroascaceae. The coding region runs from base 1 to 1455 and encodes 484 amino acids. The record is from RefSeq and is a predicted model, not a curated record. Gene Ontology annotation, biological process: carbohydrate metabolic process.